AUGCGACGGAGGCAAAUCCUGGGCAAAUCUCUGAUCUGUAUAAAGUUCAAUAACGACAGUUGUAAAAUCUCUCGUACUCUUUGCUUCCUUCUCCCAACUAGACCCAACAUCAGCGAACAUUCCCUUUCGUUCUGCUCUACCCUGAUCGUAGAGUUAAAGAUUCACAAGACCAGCCCCACGGCCCCCAAUUUUAGUGAUUGCGCUCAACCUUUCGCGAUUUCAGAACACCACGUCGGCAUCUUCCGAACGGCGAUCAUGAACGUUGACAGCGCGCACUCUGCUGCGUCUGCACCAGCGCCAGUCUCCUCAGCUGCUCCUCGUCCCAUCCCCUCAUCUUCUUCAGAACUACACCGCUGGGAUCUUUCUGAGCUCUUGAAUCCUUCUUCAGGAGGUGCUCAAUAUCCCCGCGACCGAAAAAUGUCGCUCGAUUUUCCUUCUGGCAACGGACAACCCCCGCACAGCCUCUACAGCCAACCAGACCUAGAUCAGCCGUUUAAUAUGCACAACUCUGAUAGUAGUUCCACGUCGCCCUCUCAUCCCCAUAUUGGUGGAAGUCUACAGCAGCACACCUAUGAUCACCCAGACAGGAUGGAGGCUACCGACACUACCAAUUAUGACCUUUUCCCAAAUUCUUCGUCCGGUGCUUCUUUUUCCUCUAACCGAUACCGCACGAACGCGUCAUCUUCUUCUUCUCUUGGUCACAAUUAUGGGAUGCACUCAGAGGGAGUGUAUUCACAUUCCUCUUUCAGUGAUUCUGUACCUUCAUUCAACGGCUCCAACACCAACCCAUACGACAUGAUCAGCAGCUUGCCUUCUUCAUAUAGCAGUGACAAGAUUUCGCCAUUAACUCCGAGCGACUCAGUAAGUGGUCUUCACCAUUCCCCUGCUUAUCCCUCAGGAAAGGAUUAUCCUACACCUGGUUACGGAGAUAUGUCUGAACGUCGCCUUCCCAACGGAAGUUCCACCGGUUAUCAGUCCGAAUACUCUGACGAGUACGGGAUUGGAGGUGUGAACAACGGGCUUUCCUUCCCACCCUCGACAAUCCAACAUUUCCAAGAUCGUCUGGGUCGUUUUCCACCUGAUCGCUACAACCACGCCUCAGGCCCUACGAUUCCCUCACAUCAUGGCCCUGACAUCUUGCGAAGUGUUGCCCCACACGCGACUCACUCUUUCCGAGAAGGUGGUGUUGCAGGCUACGACGAGAUGCCGCAUUAUAUUGGUGCCAGUCCUCAUCAGGAUGUGGCCCUCCGCAUGCCUUCUGUCGACGAAACCCUGGCACGCAUGAAGCUUCAAGGGCAUCCCAUAAUGGGCACUUCAAAUGAUCUCCACACAUUCAUUCGUCCCUUUCUUGAUCAGUAUGUUCGCACGCCCAACCGACUAGCCUUUGGAGAGCGGACCAUUAUUGUCAUGUCGAGCAAGGUGGCCCAAAAAUCCUAUGGUACGGAGAAAAGAUUUCUAUGCCCACCACCAACCGCCAUAAUGAUUGGCAAUUCAUGGUGGACUGACGUUGUCCGAAGGGGUGAAGACCCCAAACUAUACCCUCCUCGAGUGGUCAUUUCUAUCUCUGGCGAGCCCGUGCCGCAGGAAGGAUCCAUUGAGUGGACCGGAUCAUCCGGUAAGUCUUUCGAUGUGGGCGACCCUCCCACAGGAACAACGUAUAUUGGGCGCUGUGUUGGGAAACAACUUUUCAUCUCCGACGUGGACGAAAAAAAGAAGAAGGUUGAGGCCCUGGUCAAAAUUACAGCCCCAGGUUCGGAGGAAGACUCUGAACGGGUGAUUGGGACGUUCCCCAGUCGGCCUAUAAAAGUCAUUAGUAAACCUAGCAAAAAGAGGCAGAGUGCCAAAAACCUCGAGCUCUGCAUCAAUCAUGGUUCUACUAUUUCAUUGUUUCACCGUUUGCGUUCUCAAACGGUCUCUACAAAAUACCUUUGUGUCUCUGGCUCUGGAUCUUCUUUCAAAGGCUCAGAUGGCGCCCCUUUAAUGGGACUUGACCAACGGUCCCGGUCGACAACACCAUCGUUCAUUGCCCGAACGGCCUCCUGGGAUCCUUUCGUUAUGUACAUCGUUGAUGUCAGCAAACCAGCUGGUGGGGGAGUUGACGCUCCUCCACCACCGCCUCCCCAACCCGAUUAUCCUUCCCCGCCCCCAAACGCCAUUCCAUUCACAAACAACGGGUCACAAAUCCCCAUCUACUAUAACCAGACUGUGGUUUUGCAGUGUCUGACUUCCGGUGUUGUUAGUCCCGUAUUGAUUAUUCGAAAAGUUGAUCGCCAGACAACGGUUGUUGGUGGUGGACUCCAAGAAGGUGCCAAGGGUAUCGCAGAUCACUUCUGUUCUCCUGGAGAAGUGUGCGGAGAUCCCGUAUCUCAACUUCACAAAAUCGCCUUUGAAGUCUACGACUCCACAAAAGGAUUGCCUGAACCUGGGACGCCUGGCGCCACAGGCGCUUUCUUGUCAUGUAUGGGUGAGAAGGUCAAUACUUAUCGCCCAAUCGAUGGCCGACAGUGGAACAACAAUCAGAAUGGAUCAAAUUCUCCUGCUCUCCCUGGUUCGCCCAUCUCUCCUACCCCUGGCUCAGCCAAUAGUGAAUAUUUCGGGCUUGGGGAUAGCGCGCCCGCGUCACCUUCUGCCACGGACUUUAUGUCUAACGAUGGUGGUCGUGUUAAGAAAAAGAGAUCGACUUCAAGUGCUGGUGGUAUUACGAAGAAUGUAGGAGCUAAAGGCCGCCGCCGACCGAGCUCAGCAGGCUCCGUCUCUUCAAGCCGCCGUGGCUCUGGCAGCGACGCCGGUGCCUCUUCAGGAGCGCUCUGGCAAGUAGACAUAGGCGAGACAAGCGUCUGGACAAUUGUGGGAACAGACCAAAUCCGUUACAAUUUCUACGUCCCUCCUCUGCUUUUUGAUAAUCAGCAUGCGCCUCAAACGGGCUCAUUCCCUAUACCAUCCAAACCUAUUACCCCAUUCCCCGGUGUCGUCAAAUACCUUCCCCCUGAUCGCGCCGCCGAGGUUCCAAAGUCCAAUUGUGUGCAGUCACGCGCUAUGUUGUCAAAACCCAGUCCUCACGCUUCAAAAAUGCUCACUGUAUACGGGGAAAACUUUUCUAAAACCGACCCCGUGAAUGUUUUCUUCGGCUCUGAGCCUUCGCCAUACGUUGAAGUCCGCUGCACGGAAGUUUUAGGCUGUUUACCCCCGGAAUCAGCGCCCUCUAAGCGUCGUCCCAUUAUUCUUAUCCGUUCUGACGGUGUUGUUUUCCCAUCUAAUACCAUGUAUCCUUAG
Molecule: messenger RNA, 3273 nt
Organism: Laccaria bicolor S238N-H82
Lineage: Eukaryota; Fungi; Basidiomycota; Agaricomycetes; Agaricales; Hydnangiaceae
Exons: 6
Coding region: 1-3273 (1090 amino acids)
Biological process (GO): regulation of transcription by RNA polymerase II
Cellular component (GO): nucleus
Molecular function (GO): RNA polymerase II cis-regulatory region sequence-specific DNA binding; DNA-binding transcription activator activity, RNA polymerase II-specific
Source: RefSeq, a predicted model, not a curated record